CUAGCAACACCUCAAGCCCUCAAUUCCAGCAACUUCUAGUAUCUAAAGGACUUUGCUUACCAUUACUAUAAAUACCAUCAACCCUAUCCCUAUCCCUAUCCAAGCCACGUGAGAAGUUUGAGAGAAAAGUCAGCGGUUUGCCCAAUACAGUCACACUAGCUAUCUACCAUUUUGGAAGUAAAAAUGAAACCCAUUGAUGACAAGAAAGAAACGGUGACAAUCCGCGCUGUGAGUCACGAUGAAGAAGGUCGAAAGAGAGUUGAAAAGACGGAGCUAAACACGCACAACAUCGACACUAUCAAAUACGUGGAGAAGAAACUCAUAGACAAGGGCGUGCAGCGCAUGGAUCGCCACCCCGCCAACGGGAUAGGGAUCGGCAGGCCUCCGCCGAAGUCCGGGCACGGUGGGAAGUACACGUGGGAGGGUCCGGAUGACCUGGCGGAGAGCGAGUUGAACGCGGCUCCGCCUGCUAUUGACGAGAAAGAUCCGAACUAUCUCGAUGAAGAGGCUGAGGAGAAGAUUCUGAGAGGAGUAAAGAGUGAGGUGGCGGGGUUCGUUGUUGGGGAUGUGGAUGUGGCGAAAUUGGCGGACGAAAGGGAAGGAGUGGCGAGGGUUGAGAUUGAUCCUCACUUGAAGGUUAAGUGAUUGUGAUUAAAGGAAACGAUGAUGAUGAUCUUUAGUGUGUUUUUAUGAGUUGUUUGUUUCGUACUGUUAAACCUGAGAAACGGAUUGUAAGAAAGAUAAAUAAUUUAUCUUCAAACACGUUUCUUCAACUGUGUUCUAAAUUAUUUCGUAUGUUGUUGACUGUAUGAAGGGAUUAAAGCUCAAUAUUUUCUUGUUCAAUUGGAGGGAAGAAUGAAAAUCCUCAACUUAA
Molecule: messenger RNA, 874 nt
Organism: Pistacia vera
Lineage: Eukaryota; Viridiplantae; Streptophyta; Magnoliopsida; Sapindales; Anacardiaceae
Exons: 1
Coding region: 184-645 (153 amino acids)
Source: RefSeq, a predicted model, not a curated record